Molecule: messenger RNA, 492 nt
Organism: Meloidogyne enterolobii
Lineage: Eukaryota; Metazoa; Nematoda; Chromadorea; Rhabditida; Meloidogynidae
Source: the annotation of a GenBank genome assembly
AUGUUUAAUUUACUUGAUGUAAUGAUUGCUCCAAGGUUUUUGGUUAUUCUUCAAGAGGACUCAAAAAUGCAACAUUUAUUGUCAACUAAUAAUUUAAUUUUAACAACUUUGGAUUGUUGGAUUUUACAAAAAUUAACAACAAAUAGUGAUUUGUUUAUAACAGAGCCUUCAUCAAUUUCUUCUACUGGAUUAUUCGAUCCCUUUACGAAUUCUUGGGGUGUCCAAAUACUUCAAUUAAUUGGAUUUCCAUUUAAUUCAAUUUUAUUGCCUUCAAUUUCACCAACUUCACUUUUAUCGUUAACUACGGAUGCUGAAUUGUUUGGAAGAGAAAUUGAAAUAUCUGCUUGUUUAGGAGAUGCACAAUCUGCAGCAUUUGGUUCAGGAUGUAUUCAAAAAGGAGACGUCAAUUUAUCGUUGGGAACUGGAGCUAUACUGGAUUUUGUGUCUGGAGGUGAAGUGCAUGCCAGCAUGUGUGGUAUUUUUUUAUUUUAA